This is a messenger RNA of Scaptodrosophila lebanonensis, 1850 nucleotides long. RefSeq names its product protein disulfide-isomerase A6 homolog (gene CaBP1). Lineage: Eukaryota; Metazoa; Arthropoda; Insecta; Diptera; Drosophilidae. Gene Ontology annotation, cellular component: endoplasmic reticulum lumen. The record is from RefSeq and is a predicted model, not a curated record. The transcript has 2 exons. Gene Ontology annotation, molecular function: protein disulfide isomerase activity; protein-disulfide reductase activity. The coding region runs from base 220 to 1530 and encodes 436 amino acids. Gene Ontology annotation, biological process: response to endoplasmic reticulum stress.
AAAAUGAACGGCUUUUGUGGCCGUCGGACGCAUUCGCAAUAGAACUGAUAAUCAAGCAACAGCGUCUAAUUUGUAAAUGAUAAAAUUAACUUCCUCCAAAUCUGACAUAAAUACGCCUACAAGCAAAGCCACGUAAGCUACAUUCAAUCGGCAAGCACACGUUCUUUCUUUUAACUGCUACCGGUAAGAAAAAUAGCUGCGAAAACAAAAACAACAAAAAUGCAGCUGUGCACAUGCAGCAUUUUGGUAUUGGCGCUUGCCGCUAGCACCGCCCACGCUUUUUACUCGCCCUCGGAUGGCGUUGUCGAACUAACACCAACAAAUUUCGACAGAGAAGUAAUUAACGACGAUGCCAUAUGGGUUGUGGAGUUUUAUGCACCCUGGUGUGGACAUUGCCGCUCCCUAAUACCUGAAUACAAGAAGCUAGCUAAGGCUGUCAAGGGCAUUGUCAAGGUGGGCUCUGUGAAUGCAGAUGAACACAAUGCAUUGGGCGGUCAGUACGGAGUACGUGGCUUUCCAACGAUUAUAAUCUUCGGUGCGAAUAAACGUUCGCCCACGAAUUACAACGGACAGCGCACUGCUAAAGCGAUUGCGGAGGCGGCGCUCGCUGAGGCAAAGAAGAAGGUGCAAGCGGCUUUCGGAGGCGGGAGCAGCAGCAGCGGUGGUGGCUCUUCGAGCUCCAGUGAUGAUGUCAUCGAACUAACUGAAGAUAAUUUCGACAAGUUGGUACUUAACUCUGACGACAUUUGGUUGGUGGAAUUCUUUGCGCCCUGGUGUGGACACUGCAAGAAUCUGGCGCCCGAAUGGGCUAAGGCGGCCAAGGACCUGAAAGGCAAGGUCAAGUUGGGCGCCCUCGAUGCAACGGCGCAUCAGAGCAAGGCUGCCGAAUACAAUGUGCGUGGCUAUCCGACCAUCAAAUUCUUCCCGGCCGGCUCGAAGAGUGCCAGUGAUGCACAGGAAUACGAUGGCGGACGCACUGCCUCGGAUAUUGUAACAUGGGCCAGUGACAAACAUACGGAGAACGUGCCCGCACCGGAUCUGGUGGAGAUUACCGAUGAGUCAAGCUUCGACAGCGCCUGCGAGGGAAAACCUUUGUGUGUGGUUUCAGUGUUGCCGCAUAUUCUUGACUGCAAUGCCAAGUGCCGCAACAAAUUCCUGAACACCCUUCGCACCCUGGGCGAAAAGUACAAACAGAAGCUAUGGGGCUGGGCCUGGACAGAAGGUGGUCAGCAGUUGGAUCUGGAGGAAUCCUUGGAAGUGGGCGGUUUUGGCUAUCCUGCCAUGGCAGUGGUCAACUUUAAGAAAAUGAAGUUCUCCGUGCUGAAGGGCUCCUUCUCCAAGGAUGGCAUCAACGAGUUCCUGCGCGACAUUUCUUAUGGACGUGGCCAUACGGCUCCAGUACGUGGCGCAAAGAAACCAAAGAUUAUCAGCGUCGAUGCCUGGGAUGGCAAGGAUGGACAAUUACCUACCGAAGAGGAUAUUGAUUUAUCUGAUAUUAGUCUGGAUGACGAUGUUAAGGAUGAACUGUAGAGCACAAGCCUACAUGCGCACCCACAAGCAACUGUGGCAAACAAAUUUCCAAGACUGUAGCUUAAGCUCAACUGCAACAACACAACAACAAACUUUCCAAAAUCAAAAGGCAACAGUUCAAUGUUCAAUUCGAAGCUGUCCUUUCUUAGUCGGCGCGUUUGUCAGCCAGCGUAUCAGAUAUGUAUUACAUAGCAUUUCUAAUUACCACUAAAACAUACCAACUAUGAUUAUGAACAACUUUUUGUAAUGCAAUCGAAUCCAACGAAAUCGAAAAAUGUGUAUAUGAUGAUGAAAUAAAUAAAACAAGUGUUAAACAAACA